Molecule: messenger RNA, 3253 nt
Organism: Doryrhamphus excisus (bluestripe pipefish)
Lineage: Eukaryota; Metazoa; Chordata; Actinopteri; Syngnathiformes; Syngnathidae
Gene: eps8l2
Product: EPS8 signaling adaptor L2
Biological process (GO): regulation of Rho protein signal transduction; Rho protein signal transduction; positive regulation of ruffle assembly
Cellular component (GO): vesicle; ruffle membrane; plasma membrane
Molecular function (GO): actin binding
Source: RefSeq, a predicted model, not a curated record
UUCCCUCCUCGGCAAUUGCUCCUGGGAACCAGCAACAAUUCUCCGUGUCUGUGUGUGGUGUUAAGGCAGCAACAGGAACACUCGCAGGUUUGGGAUUAAACUCUCCGAUACAAACUUCUGCACCAUUCCUGGUGCGGGUGUCUGCUGAUCCGAGGCAGGUUGAUGCUUCUGUCCCGCCCAUGUUGGUCACCUUGAGCAUCCUGUGUGGAAAACACCAAAGUGGAUGUCUUGAACCAUGAAUGUCUUGGGAUCUCCAACAAGGCAAUCCAAUGGAGUGGCUAGAUCGGACAGCAAGAUCAGCGCCAAAGCCCUCUUUGAGCAGAGGAAAAAGUAUUCCAACUCCAAUUUUAUUAUGCAUGAGACGUCCCAGUAUCAUGUUGAGCAUCUCUCCACCUUCAUCAUGGACAAGACCGAGUCCAUCGUUACUGUGGACGACGCCAUCAAGAAACUUGCCCUUCUUGAUUCAAAAGACAAAAUCUGGACCCAGGAAAUGCUCCUGCAAGUCACUGAUAAGGCAGUCAGGUUGCUGGACUGUGAUACACAGGAAGAGCUGGAAAACUUCCCUCUUACUACAAUCCAAAUGUGUCAGGCCGUACUGAAUCAGACACGAUACCCCUCCGUGUUGCUACUGGUGUGUCAGGACAAAGAGCAGCACAAGCCUGACAUUCACUUUUUCCACUGUGACCAGGUGGAGGCUGAAUUGGUUCAUGCAGAUAUAGACAGUGCCCUCGGAGACAACAAAUAUGGCAAGAAAAUGAGGCUGCAGACACUCAAAAUUAACCAGGAGAAAAUGAAGAGUCACAGAGAGACCAUCCUUCCCCAGUCGCCCCAUAAGGGCCCCCCUCUUGCGAAGGGACGUGUUGCUGCUCCAAACCCACAAGACAGACGAACCUCUGGACACAAUGACCCAGAGACGCAUGAAAGGUUGGCCCAACGCAUUGAGAAGGAUGUGCAAAUCCUCAACUGUGCCCUGGACGAUAUUGAGAUUUUUGUGGCGCGGGUGCAAAAAGCAGCUGAAGCCUUUUCCCAGCUCAACCAGCGCAACAAGAGUAAGAAGAAUAAGAAGAAAGGACCAGCAGAGGGCAUGUUGACCCUGCGAGCCAAGCCCCCCACUGAGGAAGAGUUCAUUGAUAGCCUGCAGAAACUCAAGCUAGCCUUCAACCUCUUGGCCAAACUGAAGAAACACAUCCAGAACCCAAGUGCAUCAGAGUUGGUACAUUUCCUCUUUGGCCCUUUGGAACUGGUGCUGCAAAGUUGUGGAAGUCCUGAGCUGGCGCGUUCGAUCAUCUCUCCCCACCUCUCCAAAGACGCUGUUGACUUCUUGCGUGGUCACCUGACCCCAAAAGAAGCCACCAUCUUUGAGCUUCUUGGGGAAGGCUGGACCAAACCAAGAGCUGAGUGGCCGAGGGAUCAGUGUGCUCCUCCUUACUAUCCCAAGUUCCGCAAUGGUUGGGAACCUCCAGCUGAGCUCUUCAAGUCGGCCCCAUGGGAAACAGAGGGUCCCAAUGGGCCUCUGGGUUCCCCCAUCAGCCCUGACUACAGGAAGCACUCAGCUGAAGAUUUUUAUGGAACACAUUCCUCAAACUCAUCCAAUGGAUCAUAUAAUGGGAUGCCCCCCACCCGAAAAUAUGCCAAAAUCCGCUACCACUUUGUAGCGCGGAAUGCCAACGAGCUGUCAGUGCUGCAGGAUGAAAUUCUAGAGGUGAUAGAGGAUGACAAACAGUGGUGGAAACUACGGAAUCGUAGCGGCCAAGCAGGCUACGUCCCCUACAACAUCCUGGAUGUUGUCAAGAUAGAAGAGCCUGAUGGCAUUUACAGCCAGCAUGGCUAUAGUGCAUCAUCCCCAGGUUCCCUCAGCCCAAGUGAUAGUUUCAGCAAAGGUCGACACAAAGACAAAAUGAUGGAUGAGGUCAACAAUGAGCUUCUCAUGAUGAUCACCGCUAACAAAAGCCAGCCACCCACCAGGAAGUUUCGUGUGGAGCGAGCAGCCGCCAGUCAAGUGCCACUCACUUACAACUCCAGUCCAGAACAAGUCAAGACUUGGCUCAGCGAAAAGGGAUUCUCUAAGCCGACAGUGGAAUGUUUGGGCAUCCUGACUGGAGCUCAGCUCUUUUCUCUCAACAAAGAUGAGCUGAAGGCGGUGUGUGGUGACGAAGGUGGUCGUGUCUACUGUCAGAUAACUGUGCAGAAGACACAAAUAGAGAAGACGAAUGGGGACUCUGAGCUUCAGGAGAUCAUGAAACGCAGACAGGAGCGUAUUGACUCAGGCAGCACAGACUGAAGCUUCACAACGUCCUCCCUUACAAUUUCAUAAUCAAUCUGCUGCAUUAGGACAUACAUAACAAAGCAUAUUCACAUGUUGUACACAUUUUAAUUGUAUAUUUAUUUUCUAUCUCUCAAAAGUGGAUGUAUUCAAACUAAUUUGUUGUCGCUAAUGUUUCAAUGUGUGUGGACAAACAAAUGUCUUAUGUACAGUUUUAUGUGUGUGUGUGUGUGUGUGUGUGUGGGACAUGCAUGUGCAGUACAGUAUGUGAUUGUAGAGGCAUUGUGGUCCAUGUUGAUGCUUUUUUUUGUCCAUAUCGCUAAUGGUACAGUUUACUUUGAACAUGCAAACAAUUUACAUAGCAGUACAUCACGUUUACACUUGCACAAUUCAACAUGUCUGAGAAGUAAUAUUGCAGCUGUUAAGCAAAUAGGAGCUUGUUGCAUAAUUUGUGCCAGGAUGUUUGACAUUUUCUGCGAUGUAGCCAAUGAUUUGAAUAUUAGUGUUUACAGUGGGAAUACAUGAAACACUGCUAACAGAAAUAUUAUCAUCCUUCUUAUUAUUAUCGUCCCUUUUGACAAUCUGACUUAGUAUUGACUAAAGAUGUAUUACGUCGAUGUUGUUCAAGUGUUGCGGAGUGGACAGGAAGGGUCAGGGUUGCCACAAUUACCCUUUUUGUUUUUUGUGAAAGUUAAAAUACGGGAAAUUUACAGGAAAUGAAUAAAGCGGUAAACCAAGCGUUGACAGGUGUGACCCAAUUUCAAGUCCAUAAUCACAGAGAAAUGUACAACAAUUCUGAAUGGAGUGUAAAAUCUCGUGAAAUUGUGGUUGUUAUCAUUGUUGUGUUGUAUUUAGGGAACCAAAAUAUCAAAGUACAUUUUCCCAAAACUACAUUGUUCUGGCAUUUUAGAUGAUGGAAUUAAAUGGACUGUACAUAUGAUGCAAAAUGACCUGAUUAAAAGUUGGUAAAUGUGUGAUACCAAAUAGUAG